AUGCUCCAACGCGCUGCGGCUGCUGCCGCCCCAAAACGCUGGUGGCUUGCAAACAGCGGCUCCGCACCGCUCCUCGCGCCGGCCUACGCAGCACACCAGCGUUCGGUGCCGCGGCUGCCCAUCCCGCCGCUCGGCGAGACGCUCGAGCGCUACCUGCGAGCAGCACAGCCGCUGCAGACGCUGGAGGAGCACGCAGCCACGCGGGCGGCAGUCGCACAGUUCUUCGAUACCGACGGGCCCGGGCUCCAGCGCCUCCUCGAGGAGGCUGACGCCGCACUUCCGCACGACUCAUCGUACCUCGAGUCGCUGUGGUACCGACUCGCCUACCUCGGGCCCCGCUCUCCGGUGCCGAUCCACGCCAACCCGUGCUUCACCCUCGCCCCGCCCUCGCGCCACACGCCGCCUCUGGAGCGCGCCGCCGGGCUCCUCGCCAAGGCGGCACAGUGGGCGCACGCGCUACGGACCGGCACCCUCACCGCUCCGACUGCCAAGGGCGGCUCACCGCUGUGCAUGGCGCUGCUUCCCGCCGUGCUAGGGACGGCGAGGAUCCCCCGCCAAGGCUGCGACGUGCUCCACUCCGCCUCCGCGCCGGACGCCGCGGCGAACAAGCACCAGGAUGCCUCAGCACGAGGGGCAUCGUUCUCCGCAGGCGCACCGCUCCCGCCCGCGACUCUCCUCGACUCGCUGAAGCAGCUGCCGCCGGCCGCGGCGCACGCACCCGCAGUCGGGGCGCUGACGGCGUGGCGGCGCGACGAGUGGGCGGAGGCUCGCGCCGCGCUCUCCAGCUCGCCGCAAAACGAGUCGUCUCUGAAGGCCAUCGACGAGGAUGGGGCGCAGGUGGUCUCCCUCGCGUCGCACUUGGCCGAGGCGGGCGAACACGAGGCGGGCGAACACGAGGCGGGUGGGCGAAGGCCGGCGGCUCGAGCGGCGCCGCCACGCCGGCUGCGCUUCGACGUGUCUCCAGAGCUCGGCGCUAAGGCGGCGGCCCUCGACCUCGACACCGCCACGGUGCGCUCCGUCUCGGCUAGCUGGGCCAAGGGGCGCGGCGUCUCGCUGGACGGCGUGGUGCAGCUCUCCUUCCAGCUGGCGCACAGGCGGCUGACCGGCGGCCUGUCGAGCACGUACGAGGCUUGCUCCACGCAAAGCUUCUCGCACGGCCGCACCGAGGCGGCCGCAGUGCCGUGCUUGCUGUCGCAUUUGCCUCGCCACUCCCAUUCGCGCUCUUGUUGGCCAAAGGUGAUCCGGCCGGUGACGCGCGAGUCGGCGGCGCUGCUGCAGCGGCUCGAGGAGGGAGACGCCGACGCGGCGGCGCUGCGAGCGGCGCUCGACGCUCAGCGUCGUCUCGUGGCCGACUGCCAGCGAGGGAAGGGGCACGGGCGGGGCACCGCCUCCUUCCUCGACCUUUCCUGGACGUUUCCUGAACGUCUUGCUGCGGAGGAGGCGGGGAUGCCCACGCCCGGCCUGUUUCGCGACUCCGGCUGGGCCACCGUCACUGCGUCCCUCGUCUCAACUUCGGGGUUGCGCUCCCCCGCGCUCGGCUGGUUCGCAUUCGGCCCGGUGGCGCGGCAAGGGGUCGGCCUCGGCUACUUGCUCUCCCCCGACGGCGUCGCGCUCUGCGCCACUUCCUUCCGCGGCAGCGGCGCACCCCGCGCCGCAGACCUCGCCGCGGCCGUCGAUGAGGCUUGCACGACGCUGCGCGGCGCGGUUGAGACGCUGAUACCCGCGCCGCAGCCCACCUCAAAGUUGUGA
Emiliania huxleyi CCMP1516 is the source of this 1749-nucleotide messenger RNA. Its product is annotated as carnitine O-palmitoyltransferase. Bases 1 to 1749 code for a protein of 582 amino acids. Gene Ontology annotation, biological process: carnitine metabolic process. Gene Ontology annotation, cellular component: mitochondrion. Gene Ontology annotation, molecular function: carnitine O-acetyltransferase activity. The transcript is spliced from 6 exons. Lineage: Eukaryota; Haptophyta; Isochrysidales; Noelaerhabdaceae. The record is from RefSeq and is a predicted model, not a curated record.